AUGGCUAUUGAUGGACCUACGUGCUACUUUUGCAGUCACCUCACUGAGGUCGCAUCUCCGACCGAAUCACACGGGGAUGUUGGAGUCGACAUCCGCAACGACCUUCAGGUUUACGUGGGAGGUGGCACCUGUUUACCAUUGCCAGAGGCAGCCAUAGAAUACCUUCAAUGGCAUUACCCUGACGCUGGGAAAACGCAUCACUCUCAACCAUCAGGUUUCAUCAGCGACAGUGACAUCAUGGGCGUCAACUACGAGGCCAAAUACAUACUUGAGAAGGACGAUCGAGAGGAUAUUAAUCUUCCAAGGGACCAUGCAGCCGUUGUUCCUGUUUUCAAUCGAGCAAAAUACAUUAGUGUUUCUCGUCCAUCACUGUUGAUAGCCAAUUACAAGGUCUGUGAAACCCUUUGUGGACACGGAAUAUUUCAAGAAGCCCUUUCCUUGAGGAAAAGUGAGAAAUGUAAGCAACUGGAAGAAGCAGCUGGCAUUUCUGGACGCAAUGAUAACACUCGAAACAUUUUCUUGUCUUAUCCAAGCGGAGACAAGGUUUUCAAUGUCUUCUUCCAAAUAGGUAACCAUUCUUCUGAAAUCGAUGAGAAGAAUCUGAAGAUAAACAUUAUGCAGGCAAUCCUUCAGUGUCACGAUGAUAGAGCUGUCUUUAGUACGAUGUGUGGUCCAUUCCUUGAGCAGGCCGCAAUAGUCGUUGCUUUCCCUGCCUUUCCCUUCAUCGAGAGAGAGCAUAUUCUUCGGUUCCUCAAGUGUGAAUCGUGUUCACAGAAGAUCUUGACGAAGGACGAUCUCCUACAUCCAGAUGCUCUCAAAGAAUUUCUACGACGUAACGGUGUUUGGGAGCCACCAUCAAUCAUUGCAGAAGCCACAUCUAGUUCUGAGCGGCUGUUUCGAGAAAUUUUCUCUCUCUACAUCUGCGCUUCUUCUUCUAUCGAAAUGGCAUACUCUUGUCUGCAGCAUUUCCCCGCCAACGAUGAUCAAAUGGAAAAAAUUGCAUGCAUUUUAACUCCCGAACAAAAGAGACUAGUGGAUGAGGAUGAGAAGUCAUCUUGGCUCCUCCCGAUAGCGGGAGCGUCAGGGACGGGAAAAACUCUUGUUGUGAAAGAGAGAGCAAAACGAAUUGGGAAGCAAGAGGGUGCUCAAGUGUUAGUGGUGAACCUUGCAGGGGGACACCUGACGAAAAACUUCCAGCAUGAAUUCGAAAGAUUGACGAAUAUUAUGGUGCUGGAUGGAAGGGAUGAGGAAAUAUCACAAGACAGUGAUGGGAUAUUCGCCUUCUUGCAAAGGCGAGGAAAGGGGAAACAUGUUCUCCUUGAUGAAGUCCCUCUCACACUGGGAAUGAAAGGUGAACUCGAUGAAAAGGCUCUUUCUAAACACUGGGAAAAUAUGUCCAGUCUCGAGGGGAUUGUGAGAAGUCUCACCAUCGCAUUUCGUCCUAACGAUGCUGCCUACACAAGAUACAUCAAUCCCCAUGAAAUCAAGGUAGCAGGCCAGAACAUGAAUGUCCUGAACAUCGUGAAGAGGAACCCACGUCAUGUGACCGAUCUAUUCUUGGCCCUAGGCGAAUAUGCACGAAAGGUUUUUAUCUGCGAAGAACCGACUCUUCGUGACUUACAUUUCGGCCAUCCUGAGGAAGAGUUGCUUCCUACAUUCUUCCCCAUCCCCUCAUGCUUUACCAUCCAUGACGCCUGCAAGAGCAAGCUGGUGUGUGAGGCCGUGCGAUCUUCCCAGGCUAUACAGACAAUCUUAAGCAAGUAUUCCAUCACAUCUGAUAGCCCCCUUUACAUUGUAGUGGAUACUAUUGACAGAAGAAAUUGUCUAAUGAACACUCUCGAUCUCAUGUAUCGCACUGAGGUCAGUUUUAUUGAUUCUGGGGGAAGGUACCGUGGUUCAUCAUCCUCGUCCAUUAUAAUCGUGACAGGCGAUCAAAUCCUAGGGUAUCAUAUGAACAACACCAUUCUUAUUCUAGACCUGCCAGACUACAAAUGGAAAAAUUAUGUACGUUUGAUAUCCUCCUGCCAAAAUAAUGUCAUAAUCAUUGUGGAACACGAAGCUCUGCACAUAGGAAAGUAUUCUCAGAUGAAGCCCUUAAGGACAGAAAAUGCAAUGGAGGAAAUCAUGAGUGAUAAUGGAAAGGAAUAUGAGAAAGAGCUUCAAGAGAAGAUGGAGCGUGCGGAGGAGAUGGGCGGGGAAGGAAAAAUGGCAAGACUGGAUGAGCCUGCAUGGCGUCAGAUGAUUCCGGCCUUCCAAGUAAAUGCGAAUCUGCAUGGAACGUCUGAGGAAUAUAGUUAUCCCGUUGAAAAUCCCCCACUCCUGACAGUGAUUUUUGGGCCUCCUUCUUCGGGAAAGAGCACCCUAUUACUUGAAAGGAUUAAGCAUAUUGCUCGCCGUAGAAAUGAAGGUGAAAAGCAUCAGGGCAUCCUGCUUCAUAUGGGAAGCGCGCUUAGUCAGGAAGCGGCGCGGGCUUACCUGGAAGACUAUUCGAGUGCUCUGGACCUCAAACGAACGGAACCAUUGUCUCCCCAGGACAUCAUCAACUAUGAUGGGGUGGAAAAGGCGCGGUGGCAAUAUCGGUCCUCGAUCAUACAUAUUUACGUGGAUGAUUAUUCCAUCCAGGCCAACGACACCGAGGAGGAGGUAAACAAGUGGAUGCAAGCCCUGAAAGACUUAACCGAACAACAAGAGCAGGACCUAAUCUUAACAGUCGUGUUCAAGCCUCACUCGAAGAGCGGUCGAAAAAUCUCCGUGGAUGAGCUGAUAUCCUUUUUUCAGAGUCAAGAAAAAGUGGAGGUGAUCACUGUCCCCAAACGGUCUCUUGCCCGCUAUUCAAGCCCAUCGCUUCUCGCUAACAUUUCUAAAAAUGAGACCAGCAACCCAUUGCGAUUCCAAACCAAAAGUCUUUGUACAGCCUCGCACUCGGGGGUCUUCGUCCAUGGUCCCCAGCCCAAGCACAUCAAAGUGAAAUACAAUUGUCCAGGGCAUCAUCUGACUCGAAAGUGCAAAGGGCAAGAACAUUGUGGGCCUUUCAUGGGUGCAUUCUUAUGCUUCCGCUACGUUCUGACUUUCGAAAACGACAAAUCCAUUUACGUGAUGGUCACUGACCCGAAGUUGUUGUCUUGUCUGGAGUCAUUGAGCGAAGAUCAUGCAAAAAGGCUGACGUUUGUUGCUCCGGAGGACUUCCGAGGAUGUGAAUCCAACGUUACCGUCGCGGUGAACGUGGAGGAUACUUGGAUCCUCGAUAGCAUCUCUAGAGCCAGAACAAGUCUCUACAUCAUUGAUUGCUUGCCAGAUCAUGAGGGAGUUUGGCAGGAAUUGCGAGAGGACGGGUUUCUGGAGAUCCAGGAAGUUUCCGGAGACUGGGUUAUCGACGCGGACACCCUUGACAGUCUUCAUUCAUUUGGUGACUUCCUUUGCGAGAAAAUUCAUGGGGAAGACUCGACCACACUGCUCGAUAAUAUGAAGGCAGCUGCGGACUUGUUCCAAAAAGGGAUGAAGGGGAAACCUGAUAUUUACAAGUUGCGAAAGUCGAACAUAAUGAAAAAUGAUGAAAUGGGGAUCGCCAAGUACGACGUAGGGGCCCGCAUCCUUGGAAAUGGAGAGGAGAGGACCAUCAUUCUCGUGGGUCAGACGGGAGCAGGAAAGACGACAAUCAUCAAUGGACUUGCCAACUAUAUAUACGGCGUAGAGUGGAAGGACGACUUUCGGUUCAAGCUCAUCACAGAGAUGGCUGAUCUGCAUGAAAGAGAAAAGGCUCACAGUCAAACUAAAGAGAUAUCGGCAUAUUCCUUCAAUUGGCAAGAGGGUAUGAGGAUCCCGUACACACUCACCGUCAUCGACACGCCAGGAUUUGGGGACUCCGAAGGAAUCCACAAGGACGAGGAACUUGUUUUCAAGAUGCUGGAGUUCUUCAAUCAAUGUGCUCCAUUCGGCUUAGAAUCUAUCAAUGCAGUCGGGUUCGUGUUGCCAUGUUCCACUCCCAGACUCACAGCCACGCAGAAGUACAUCUGUCAUGCCAUUACCCAGUUGUUCGGUAAUGACGCCAAGGAUAAGUUUGUUCUUUUGAUAAGCUUCAGUGAUGCCCAGGACCCACCAGCCAUCAGCACAAUCAAUGAGGCCAAAAUAUCCUACGAAUCUUUUCAUACGUUCAACAACUCCGCCCUGUUCGCCAAUAGUUCGGACCCCUUACAAGAGAUGCUUUGGGAAAUCGGUCAGAAAAGUAGCGAGGAUUUCUUAAAAUCGCUUGGUGAGAUGUCACCGAUUAGCCUUGCGUUGACAAAACAGGUUCUCGCCGAGAGAAGGAUCCUAAAGGAGACUCUGGAAAACUUGCAGGAUAACAUCCCUAGAGCGAUAUCUAAGAUAAGUGAACUUCAGAAUCAGUGCAAAAUCCUCAGGGAGAAACAUGAGAAGGUGACUGAACUCGUGAGGUUCGAGGAAAAACAAAUACAAAUUUCCUUGAAGAGGAAGGAAAAGGCCAUUAAUUGCAUCACCUGCCAAACUACCUGCGAAUACCCGACGCAGAUGUCUAAACUCAAGGAUAUAGAGAAAAGCGGAUGCAUGGAGAGCGACGAACAGAAUGUGAAAUGCAAAAAAUGCCAAUGCCCUUCCAAGACCCAUCGGCUGCAAUCGAUACGAUAUGAAAUGAAAUCCUUCUACAAGCAGAAGAAUCCUGAAGACGGAGACAAUGUUGCCCAGCAAAUAGAGGCCAAGGCAGUUCAGGAACGGAGUUUGAGGAACCUCACUGAAGAAAUUCAGAAAAGCCAAGUUGAACUCUUCGCCCAGAUCCAAAAGGCCCACAUGAGCAAAGCCCGCCUCGAAAAAAUUGCCCUCAAUCCAGAGCCUCUGUCUCUGGAGGAAUACAUCAACUUUCUCAUUAAUAUAGAGAAAAAAGAAGGUAUAGAUGGGUCUCGGAGUCGGAUCGAGCAGUUGGAGUACGCGAAGGAAGCAUCCAAGUUGUGUAGGCAGAUCUUGGAGGAGAAAGGCUCUGGGGAGACUAUUCUGCCGGACGUUAUGUCCAUCCUGGAGAAGGAGGAAAUCAAAUUUGAGACGCUGGGGAUGGAAACUGUUGAAGAAAUCGAGCAGCCCAGUAGUAUGGUGGACACUAUCAAGGCACUGUUCAUUUCUUUCUUUGGGAAGAUCUCCAAGAAGAUUAGAAGUUAAACCUUAAUUCGUUUUCAUUACAAAUGGAGUUUUGAAUACUGAUUGUCCAGUUACGUCAGUUUUUCUUCUUAUAUUCAAUCCUUAUUGUUGGAUAACUUUUCUUCCUCAUGUAAUGCAUGUCACCCGUCAUGAUAACGCAGUGUUGUGCGAUAUCUCGAUUAAUUCCCAUAUAUCGAUAUCGAUUGUAACCAUAUCCAGUUUGAAGCAAGUGGAACCGAUGCUGACGAUCCAAUAAAUAUGUGGUAGAAUGAUUUC
Darwinula stevensoni is the source of this 5418-nucleotide messenger RNA. The record is from the annotation of a GenBank genome assembly. Lineage: Eukaryota; Metazoa; Arthropoda; Ostracoda; Podocopida; Darwinulidae.